Messenger RNA from Linum tenue, 1571 nucleotides. NCBI's taxonomy places the organism in Eukaryota, Viridiplantae, Streptophyta, Magnoliopsida, Malpighiales, Linaceae. The record is from the annotation of a GenBank genome assembly.
ACGAAUCAGUUCACGAUUCAUUGCAUCUCGGAAUACUUUAAUCACAGAAGAGCAGCGGCGGAGGCGGGGGCGUGAAGGAGGUGGAGGAUUCGCGCGCGAUUGUGGAAAGAGGGAAGAGGAAGACGCAACCGGAGAGGCACUAUUCCGGCGAGUUCUUGCUGUCCAUUUCGAAAGAGUUGAAGCCGUCAAAACCGCCGGUUGGAGGAGACACCCCAGCCAAGGUUACUCACAAAACGUCCUUCCUGGGGAAAGCAUGCACAAUGGGUCCGGAGAAAACGUUAGCAGUUCUCGACACUCUUGGAAGUAGCAUGUCGAAUUUGAAUGGUCGGAGUGGGUUUGUCACCGGCAUAGCAUCUAGAGGGAACAUAAUAUCUAUACUGGCAUUUGAAGUAUCUAAUACAAUAUCUAAAGGGGCGAACUUGUUUCAAUCUCUCUCAGAGGAGAAUGUCGAAUUCCUGAAAAAGGAGAUUCUACAUUCAGAAGGUGUUAAGAGGUUGAUUUCGACGGAUAUGAAAGAGCUGCUAGUUAUUGCUGCUACUGACAAAAGGGAAGAAUUUGAUGUCUUCUCCAGUGAAGUAAUUCGGUUUGGAGACCUCUGUAAGGAUCCUCAACGGCACAACCUAGGCCGAUAUUUUUCAAAAUUAGAUUCAGAGGCUUCAAUUGAUAAAGAAUCGAGACAAGAAGCUGAGAGGUCUGUGCAAGAGUUGACUAAUCUGGUGCAACAUACUUCUGAACUUUAUCAUGAAUUGCAUUCACUGGACAGAUUUGAGCAAUAUUAUCAAAGUAAGGUUGAGGAGCUGCAGUCCUUACACCUUCCUCAGAAAGGAGGGAGCCUCUCAAUUUUACAUAGUGAGUUGAAAGAGCAACGAAAGCUUGUUCGCAACUUGAAAAAAAGAUAUGUGGUCUAAAAGUUUGGAGGAGAUCAUGGAGAAACUUGUAGACAUUGUAAUCUAUUUGCACCAAGCUAUUCUGGAAUCAUUUGGAACUACUGGUAUGAGGGUAAGUCAGUAUGGAUAUUCUACAUGUGCUAGGAAGUUCCUUAUAUAUUAGCAUAAAGUGAUGCUUUCAGUUACUUUAGAAUUCGUGCUAUCAACACAUCUUUUCUGUUUCGGAAUUGGAAUGCCUAAAAAUGAUGUAGAGUUCUGAAUUGUGAAGAACUUACUGAUUACAAACUGCUGAACAGUCUCUUUCAUGGGUCGUCAGGUGUCACAGUGGUUGAUGAGGUUGGCAAUCGUCAAAGGCUUGGAAAUGCUGGUCUAGCAUUGCAUUAUGCUCACAUGAUCACUCAGAUAGACAACAUUGUAAGAGCAACAGUUAUUUUGUCUGUGAUUAUGCAUGAUGAAAGAGAAAAGGCUCCUCCUUUGAGAUUCUUUCAACUGAAAUUCGGUUUGUUGUCAGGCAUCUCAAGGCAACCUCAUCCGCCUCCAGACGCUCUACCAUGCCGACAAGGAGACAACCGACCAACACAUCCUCGAGACCGUAGCAUGGCUCCACCGUCUGAUCACCCUAGCCGGACAACGCGACAACGGCCUACGAUCCUCAGGAAGCCAAGCCGGCCAUGUUCAAAAGUC